Molecule: messenger RNA, 234 nt
Organism: Angiostrongylus costaricensis
Lineage: Eukaryota; Metazoa; Nematoda; Chromadorea; Rhabditida; Metastrongylidae
Source: the annotation of a GenBank genome assembly
AUGCUAGGAUUCAUGACAGUCGAGGAGGCUGUUGUUGGACCGAGUCAACUUCGCUUUCGGCUCGUUCGCAUAGGCAGAAUCAAUUUUUCACACGAUUCAGCGGUUCGAUUGAUGUUUCGUGAAUGGACGCUGUUGGAUGAAGAACGACUUGAGUCACGGCUUCUAAUGACCACCACUGUUACCAGGAAACUAAUGGAACAUACUUUUAUCAUAUACAGGAAGAUUUACCCAUAG